Messenger RNA from Drosophila innubila, 2143 nucleotides. It is a transcript of the gene Hsp60B, whose product is annotated as 60 kDa heat shock protein homolog 1, mitochondrial. The record is from RefSeq and is a predicted model, not a curated record. Gene Ontology annotation, biological process: mitochondrial unfolded protein response; apoptotic mitochondrial changes; protein import into mitochondrial intermembrane space. The transcript has 2 exons. Bases 54 to 1961 code for a protein of 635 amino acids. Lineage: Eukaryota; Metazoa; Arthropoda; Insecta; Diptera; Drosophilidae. Gene Ontology annotation, molecular function: ATP binding; protein-folding chaperone binding; ATP-dependent protein folding chaperone. Gene Ontology annotation, cellular component: mitochondrial inner membrane; mitochondrial matrix.
AAAAAUACACAAGUAUAUAAAAGUAGUUUUUGGAAUAUUGAGAAAGUGUGAAGAUGUUCCGUUCGUAUGUGCGUGAAGCGGUUCGUUCGAGUCGUAGUUUUGCUCGGGUUUAUUCAAAGGAUGUGCGAUUCGGGGCGGAGGCGCGGGCCAAGAUGAUAAGGGGCGUGGAUGUGCUGACAGAUGCGGUGGCCGUGACCAUGGGACCCAAGGGACGCUGUGUCAUACUGGAGCGUCCCUGGACAUCGCCAAAGAUCACCAAGGAUGGCGUUUCGGUGGCGCGAGCAAUUGCUUUAAAGGAUCAGCAUAUGCAGCUGGGCGCCCGGCUCGUCCAGGAUGUGGCCGACAAUACGAAUCAAACGGCAGGCGAUGGCACCACAACGGCCACUGUGCUGGCCAGAUCCAUAGCCAAGGAGGGCUUUAAUCAGAUAACACGCGGCGCCAAUCCCAUUGAGAUACGACGUGGCGUCAUGAUGGCCGUGGAAAGUGUCAAGGAUACGCUGCGGGAAAUGUCACAGGCGGUGGAAAGCCGAGAGGAAAUCGAACAGGUGGCCACGAUCUCGGCGAAUGGCGAUGCUGAGAUCGGAAAACUUAUAGGCGAGGCAACCGAUCGCGUGGGACGGCGGGGAACCAUAACGGUUAAGGAGGGCAAACGACUCAAGGACGAACUGGAGAUUCUGCAGGGACUGCAGUUCGACAAGGGCUACAUCUCGCCCUUCUUCAUCAAUGUGUCCAAGGGCGCCAAGGUGGAGUUUACCAAUGCCUAUGUCUUGAUCACUCUGAAGAAAAUCAAAUCUCUCAAACAGAUUGUCAGCUCCCUAGAGAUUUCUCUACGCCAACGCCGUCCACUGCUCAUCAUUGCCGAUGACAUCGAUGGCGAGGCAUUAAAUGCCCUCGUUUUGAAUCGCCUCAAGCUUGGACUCCAGGUGUGCGCUGUGAAAGCUCCCGCUUUUGGCAAUUACCGCAAGCAGCUGCUGGGAGACAUUGCCGUUGCCACGGGAGCCACCGUUUUUGGGGAUGACAUCGACUAUGCCAAGAUCGAGCAGGCCAAGCUCGAGGACUUUGGUGAGGUAGGCGAGGCCGUCAUUAGCAAGGAUAGCACCAUGUUGCUGCAGGGCAAGUCCACGCCAGAGACGCUGGAGAGACGCAUCAAGGAGCUGCAGGAUGAGCUAGAGGAUCCGGCUACAAAACCGGAGCAGAAGGAUCGUUUGCGUCAGCGGAUUUCCACACUGACCAAUGGGGUGGCUGUCAUACACAUUGGUGGCACCAGCGAUGUGGAAGUGGGCGAGAAACGGGAUCGGGUCAAUGAUGCCCUCAAUGCGACCAGGGCUGCAAUUGAGGAGGGAAUUGUGCCUGGAGGCGGCACCGCUCUGCUGCGUUGCAUUCCCCAGCUGGAGGAUCUCGAGCCGGACAACGAGGAUCUGCAGGUGGGCAUCGAUAUAGUCGGCAAUGCACUGCGCAUUCCCUGCAUGACAAUUGCGCGAAAUGCGGGCGUCGAUGCGGCCAUGGUGGUGGCCAAGGUCAUGAAUGGCACCGAUGACUUUGGCUACGAUGCCAUGCGGGACGAGUACGGCAUGCUGAUCGACAAGGGCAUCAUUGAUCCCACCAAGGUGGUGCGCACCGCCCUUCAGGAUGCGGCGGGCGUGGCAUCCCUGCUUAGCACCACCGAGGUGGUCAUCACCGAGCUGCGGGACAAGGAUCCACUCGCUGCUCUCGCGGAUGGAGCUGGCGCUGGCGCCUUGGAGGAGGCUCUGGGCGGCAUGGACUUGGGUGGUAUGGGCGGCAUGGAAGCUCUAGCGGCAUUGGGUGGCAUGGGAGGCAUGGGCGACAUGGGAGGCAUGGGUGGCAUGGAAGGAAUGGACAUGGAUACGGGCAGCUCAGCUCAGGAAAUGAACGAGGCGGUCAAGAGUAUUCCCGGCAUGGAGGAUGUCGAGGUCCAUGACAUUGACAGCACUCAAUUUUAGCUAGUCCCCCCCGUUCCCCUCCCCUCCGCCUCCACUCUCUCUCCCCCCGCUUCUUUACGCUGUUUUGGUAAUGUUUGUGUUUUUCCACCCAACGCAUUUUCCUGUGUGCCAAAUUUUGUGUUUUUUAUUUUCUGAUGUAUAAUAAAGAAAAAUUGUUAAAGUGCUUUACUUUUUUACUGUAA